UUGGGCUUUCUAGUUCAUCAGGUGAAACUGAGGAUAUCAUGAUAUGCGCCUCAACAAAUUUUCGCUGUGUCGGAAGCUUUCGUACCUGAGACAAUCACAUCAGUCCCCGCUGUCCAUCACUUCCAAACAUAGGACUUUUGUUCAACAAGGACUGUAUUCGGAGGCCCUACAACCAUACUUCACCAAACCCAUCUCUCACCACGCCGCCGCUGUCACCGGAAAAUUCGUCUUCCCUUCUCUUCUCAAAGCCUGUGCUGCCCUUUCAGACCUCCGCCAUGGACAAAUUCUCCAUUCCGCCAUUGUUACGAUGGGCCUUCACUCCGAUCCCUAUAUCGCUGUUUCUCUCAUUAACAUGUACGCAAAAUGUGGGUCACUCGCUUCUGCAGUUGAAGUGUUUGCGGAAAUGUCUGAGAGUCAAGUCGCGGUUCAAGACGUCACUCUCUGGAACUCUAUGAUUGAUGGGUACUUCCGAUACGGCCAGGUUCAUGAGGGUAUAAUUCUUUUUAGUCGGAUGCAAUCGUUGGGUGUCAGACCCGACGCCUACUCGCUGAGUAUUCUGCUGGGAACAUGUGAGGGCAUGUCGGUUGCCGGGAAGCAAAUUCAUGCUUACAUUGUUAGGAACAUGUUAUAUGGUGAUCCCUUCUUGGAGACUGCAUUGAUUGAUAUGUAUUCGAGUUGCGGCCGACCAGUGGAUGCGUCCCGCGUGUUUGAUAAGUGGGCGGAUAAGAACAAUGUUGUCGCAUGGAAUGCAUUGAUUAGUGGGCUUUGUGAGAACGGAUUGUGGGAAAACAGCUUAGAAUUGUUUGCAUUGGCCAAGAGUGAGAGUUGCACGCUUGGAUCUGCUUCAUUUUCGAGUGCUUUAACUGCGUGCUGUUACGGUGAAGACGUAGAUUUUGGGAGGCAGGUUCACUGUGAUGCAAUCAAAGCGGGUUUUGAGAUUGACUCGUAUGUUUGUACUUCUCUUUUGACCAUGUAUGCCAAGUGUGGGCUGGUGGAAUUGGCAGAAGAAGUAUUUGACCGGACCACAAUCAAGGAAACUGAAUUAUGGAAUGCAAUGAUCUCUGCUUAUGUAGGUAAGGGCUGUAUUGAUGAAGCCUUGGGUGUUUACAAUCACUUGAGGUUAAGUAAUACUCCAAUUGAUUCUUUCACAAUAUCUAAUGUUUUAUGUUGUUGCACUAUGGCUGGGUUGUAUGAUUUUGGUAGGACAGUUCAUGCAGAAUUAAUCAAAAGACCAGCCCAAAGUAGUAUUGCUGCACAGAGUGGGCUGUUGACAAUGUACUCAAAAUGUGGGAGUGUUGAAGAUGCUAUUUUAAUUUUUACUACAAUGAAAGAACGGGAUCUGGUUGCAUGGGGCUCUAUGAUAUCAGGUUUUUGCCAAAACAGGAAAUUCAUGGAGGCUUUGGAUUUGUUCAGGGCAAUGGAGGUUGACGGCAUCAAAUUGGAUCCUGAUAUUAUGGCCAGUGUAAUCAGUGCUUGCAUGGGACUGGAGAACAUAAAAUUGGGUUGUGGAAUCCAUGGAUAUGUCAUUAAGAUUGGUUUAGGAUCUGAUGUUUUUGUGGCUAGUUCCCUGGUUGAUAUGUACUCAAAAUGUGGUUUUGCAGAGAUGGCUAGGAAGGUAUUUUCUGGGAUGUCACAAAAAAAUCUCGUGGCUUGGAAUUCUAUAAUUUCUUGCCAUUGCCGGAAUGGGUGCCCAGAGCUUGCCCUUAUGCUCUUUCCUCAGAUUGUACAGCAUGGCUUGUGUCCAGACUCUAUUUCUGUAACAAUUGUCCUUGCUGCAGUUUCAUCACUUGCAGCGCUGUUAAAAGGAAAGAUUGUGCAUGGAUAUCAAAUAAGGCUUCAGAUUCCUUCUGAUCUUCAAGUGGAGAAUGCAUUGAUUGAUAUGUACAUCAAGUGUGGAUCUUUAAAAUAUGCACAAAACAUCUUCUGGGACAUGCCAAGAAAAAAUUUAGCAACAUGGAAUUCUAUGAUUGCUGGGUAUGGAUGUCAUGGGGAGUGCCUAAUAGCAAUCAGAUUAUUUAAUGACAUGAAAAGAUCAGGAAUAGCUCCUGAUGAUAUAACCUUCCUUUCCCUCAUAUCAUCUUGCAGUCAUUCUGGUCUCAUUGAAGAAGGUCUAAAUCUUUUUCAAUCAAUGAGAGGAGAGUAUGGAAUUGAACCCAAAGCAGAGCAUUAUGCAAAUGUUGUUGAUCUCUUGAGCCGUGCUGGUUGUUUGGAUGAUGCAUACCAUUUCAUACAAAACCUGCCCAUUGAACCUAACAGGAGUGUUUGGCUAUGCUUGUUGUGUGCAUGUCGAGUGCAUCGUAAUAUAGAGCUUGGCGAGCUGGCUGCCCAAAACUUAUUAAGGAUGGAACCAGCCGGAGGCAGUGAUUAUGUUCACCUGUUGAAUCUUUAUGGAGAAGCUGAAUCAUGGGACAAGGCAGCAACUUUGAGGGUAUCAAUGAAAGAGGAGGGACUGAAGAAGAAACCUGGGUGUAGUUGGAUUGAAGUGGGGAAUAGGGUUGAUAUGUUUUUCUCAGGGGAUUCAUCCUCUCCGAGGACAUUUGAGAUCUACGAGACAUUGAAUACUCUUCGGAGAAAUAUGGAAGGUAAAAGAAGAUUACUUGAUGGCGUUUGGAAAAAAUGAGAAUCUAUGAACCUCUAUUGAGAGUGGGUUCAAGCCUCAAGGGCACCUUGCUGCACCAUUUGUCAAGUUGAGAGAUGAAGUUGUCUUUUUGGGUUUGGGUUUAGCCCGUUUCUAUUUUUCCAUUUCAUCCCCUUUCUCUCUCUCUAAAAUGUUCUAAUGUAAUAUCUUCUAGUCACACCUUUCACUUGUCAAAUUAAUCCCCAUGGUAGUGUUGCCUAAAUUCAAGUUGAAAGUUAUAGUCAAUGUACAACAUAUGAAUAUUCCUGUGCUACUCUUCUUGGUCCUGUGAGUCAAAGGAGGUUUUUUUUUUUUAAA
This is a messenger RNA of Malania oleifera, 2935 nucleotides long. RefSeq names its product pentatricopeptide repeat-containing protein At2g40720. The record is from RefSeq and is a predicted model, not a curated record. Gene Ontology annotation, biological process: RNA modification. The coding region runs from base 44 to 2620 and encodes 858 amino acids. The transcript has a single exon. Gene Ontology annotation, molecular function: RNA binding; protein binding. Lineage: Eukaryota; Viridiplantae; Streptophyta; Magnoliopsida; Santalales; Ximeniaceae.